Messenger RNA from Cyprinodon tularosa, 569 nucleotides. RefSeq names its product hemoglobin subunit alpha-1-like. The transcript has 3 exons. Gene Ontology annotation, molecular function: oxygen carrier activity; heme binding; peroxidase activity. The record is from RefSeq and is a predicted model, not a curated record. Gene Ontology annotation, cellular component: blood microparticle; hemoglobin complex; haptoglobin-hemoglobin complex. Lineage: Eukaryota; Metazoa; Chordata; Actinopteri; Cyprinodontiformes; Cyprinodontidae. The coding region runs from base 65 to 496 and encodes 143 amino acids. Gene Ontology annotation, biological process: hydrogen peroxide catabolic process; oxygen transport.
GGCCAACUGAAUUUAAGUGAAUCACUGUCAGGUGAGACAAAGACAGAGAGAGAAGCAAGCAGACAUGAGUUUGACGGACAAGGACAAGGCUGCGGUCACAACGCUUUGGAACAAGAUCUCCAAAGGAGCUGAUGCCAUUGGAUCAGAUGCUCUGGCCAGAAUGCUUGUGGUUUUCCCCCAAACCAAGACGUACUUCUCCCACUGGCCUGACCUGAAACCAGGCUCUGCUCCCGUAAAGAAGCACGGCAAAAAGAUCAUGGAAGGCGUUGCUCAGGGGGUGUCCAAGAUCGAUGACCUGAGCAAUGGCUUGCUGGACCUCAGCGAGCUUCAUGCCUUCCAGCUGAGGGUGGACCCAGCCAACUUUAAGAUCCUGGCCCAAUGCCUCCAGGUGGUCAUCGCCACCAUGUUCCCCAAUGACUUCACCCCGGAAGCCCACGUCGCCUUUGAUAAAUUCCUCUCCAACUUGGCUCUGGCUCUCUCUGAGAAGUACCGCUGAUCUGGGCUCAACCACACCGAAGCCAUGCAUAACUCAGUGAACGCAACGGAGCAAUAAAAAGCAUGCCACCCAA